AUUGCUUUCGCCAUCCCUUCCCUUCUUGAAACCCCCCACCCCCAGAGCCAGCUAAGAAAGAGAGAAAAGGGCGCAAAAAUUUUUAAACCCUCCCAAAGUUAUGAUUCUCACGUCCCACCAGGAGGUCCGGAAACCCUUCCUUCAAUCCAACUCAACUCCAAAGAAUUCAGCCACUCUUCCUCAAAUUACCACCCCAGGGGAAGCCCCCAUGUUCUAAAGAUCCCAUUUGCCCCCCCUCUUUGGCCCACUCCCUACUAGCCUUCCCAUAAUACGCCUCCAUCGCCAGCCAUGACCGAGGUGCUUCGGUCCCCCUCCCACCUCCCUUCGUCUCCAAGUCGGCUUUCGCUUUCUUGGGACCCGAAUAAUGGUUCCCCGGGCCUUUCAAGCGGCUAUGGGGUCGAGGAGGAGGAGGAGAAGGUCCCUGGGGCGGUGGUAGAGAGGAAGAGGGAGAGCCGGAGGCGAGGCGAAGACGAGGCGUCGGCGGGGGCGGAGGAGCACCUGCCGGUGUUGGCGCUGCUGCUGGCGGUGGUGAGGAAGUCGCUGCUGGGGUGCAAGACGGAGGCCGCGGAGGAGCUCCGGGGAGCCAUGGAGAUCGGGCGGCCAACGGACGUGCGGCACGUCGCCCAUGUUACCUUCGACCGGUUCCAUGGCUUCCUCGGUUUGCCCAUCGAGUUCGAGCCCGAGGUUCCCCGGCGGCCACCCAGUGCCAGUGCAAGUGUGUUCGGUGUCUCUACUGUGUCUAUGCAAUGUUCCUAUGACUCUAGAGGGAACAGCAUUCCAACAAUACUCUUGCUAAUGCAAAAACGUCUCUAUGAGCAAGGCGGCCUUUGGGCUGAAGGGAUUUUCAGAAUCAAUGCUGAGAAUAGCCAAGAGGAGUAUGUCAGAGACCAGCUAAAUCAUGGAAUUGUACCAGAUGGUAUUGAUGUGCACUGCCUGGCAGGUUUAAUCAAGGCCUGGUUUAGAGAAUUGCCGGCUGGGCUGCUAGACUCUCUUUCACCUGAACAAGUGAUGCAAUGUCAGUCAGAAGAGGACUGUGCUGAACUUGCAAGACUUCUGCCACCAACAGAAGCUGGUCUACUGGAUUGGGCUAUUAUUUUGAUGGCUGAUGUUGUCCAAGAAGAACAGCAGAACAAGAUGAACGCACACAACGUUGCCAUGGUAUUUGCUCCAAACAUGACCCAGAUGGCAGAUCCUUUGACUGCACUGAUGCAUGCAGUGCAAGUGAUGAAUUUUCUCAAAACGUUGAUAUUAAAAACACUCAAGGAAAGACAAGAGUUCACUUUGGAGGAUUUUUCAGCCCCUCAUUUAGAUCCAUCCGAUGCAAAUGGUCAUCACAGCCUUCAGCUUCAUCUGGAGGGUUGCAGGGAAGAAGCUGCUGAGCAAGUUUUUGUUCCUGAAGAACCUGCUUUAGAUAGCCCCACCCAUCUUCCUGAAGAAAAUACCGCUGAUAGUUCUCAAACCUCCCACGACAAUGCUGUCUCAGAAGAAACCACAGUGCAUUCCACUGAUGAACUCUUUUGUGAGACUCCAGCACAUACUGAUGGUUCAACCACUGGCGCAGAAAUUGCUGCUAAUGGUUCUAACGCAGUUUGUGAACAUUCUCAUAGGAACAAGACAGGGCAGUCAAGCAGUUCCAAUCAUAAGAAAGGAACAAGAAAAGCUAAAGGGAACUCUGCCAUUCGAGGAACCUUGCUGACUGAGAAAUCAAGAGGGGCCAGCAUUGUGAGUCGUAUAAAUUCCAAGGUGGGGCGACUAGAAGCAUGGAGGUGAAAAAUGUUAAAGUGGGUCUGUUUUACAUGACUGACUUGUAUUUGACUAUAGUUUUUGAGUGAAGGGAUCAUGAAUUUGCUUUGAAUUUUUUUGCUUUCUGGUUGGCAUAUGUUUUCCUGUCUUGACACAUUCUAUGUUAGAAAACAACUUAUGUUUGAAUGAUUAAGAUCUACUUGGUUCUCUUGUAAA
Molecule: messenger RNA, 1959 nt
Organism: Phoenix dactylifera (date palm)
Lineage: Eukaryota; Viridiplantae; Streptophyta; Magnoliopsida; Arecales; Arecaceae
Product: rho GTPase-activating protein 4
Biological process (GO): signal transduction
Molecular function (GO): GTPase activator activity
Source: RefSeq, a predicted model, not a curated record